GAGGAUUUGAAACAAUUUAAUUUCAAUUUCGAUUCGAAAUUUGGAAGCGACUACUCCAUGUCAGCGUGAAGCUCUUGCCAGGCUCGGCAGGACCCUGCAACUGGAGCAAGAGGCUUUCCUUUCACAGAAUCCCAAGAUAAGGUUGUUGUUGGAGACAUAUUUUGGCAAUUUGGUAACCGCCGGGAAAGCAAGGGAGAACCUCAAGGACGCCGCAGCAAAGAUGAUCGAGAUUUGUGACGAAAUCGACCGGCACCCCGAACCUGGCUCUCAAAAUUUACAUGAAAAGCCUGUGUUUACCUAUGAAGAUAAAGACCUUGAAAUGGACUUGAAGAAUAUACACGCAAAACACUCUCCUUCUCUUUGGGAUGUUACUAGCUCAAUGAGGCCUACUCCCAACACGUUAUCUUCUUCAUUCAUUUCCAUAGUGACUUCAGAGACUACAUUGCCUACACCAGAGCCUAUUCCGACUCCGGAGCCAACGCUGUCCGAAGUGAUGCUCCAGCUGGUAUCGAACACGGUGGACAAGGCCGUCUACAGCCAGGUGAACGAGUCGGCGCUCCGCUACGACACCGCCUACGUCGAACUGUCUAGGGCCGUCGAAGAGGCGAUGGAGAUUCCUGUCAUUGAAAUCCGAGCAGACAUCGCGGAACUGUUUUACUGCGCUUACCGAAUGUUUGAACUGAAUAUUAUAGAAAAGGAACGGAUUGCUGCCGAAUUAGCCUGGGAGAGAAGGAUGAGAAAGAAAUUGAAGAGGACGUUACGUCGCUUAAACAAUUUUAAAGGUUACGAGACCCCGCCAACCCCCAAGAGCCAAAUUUCUUCACACCCCAGCUACAAGAUUCCACCGCCACGCCCGUGCGUGUGCCACCCACAGUACCAUUACAACAGGUACCCGAAGGAUCGAUUCGGCAUCUACCUUCCGCGAGAUAUAGAAUUCAGCAAGGAAAGCGUGACCGUACCGACGGCGUUCGCCGAUGACGAAUCGAAGAGUAAUGAAUCGGACAGUGCUACGCCAGCUUAAACACACAGCCAUGUACCCCAUCAAUGGUAUAGUCACGGACUUUAAUUGUUGAUCCACUACUAGCUCAUUUUAUACUGGACACGUCAUAGCCACAGUAUAAGGGCGACUCAGUAGUUAAUCUCCGGCAGCGGCGACGCGAUCGGUAUUUGGCUCUCUCGCAUGAUGCUGGUCGCGUCAGUACGGGCCGCGCUGCGUGGCGCUGCCAAGGUCGCGCGCGCGGCGCAUACUGACGCGACCGGCAUCAUCCGGUUCCGCAUGUACUCUCUGCACCUCGCUGCUUUGGGGCCGCGUGCGAGCGCUACUCAAGGACAAAUCGCGCGGCGCAAAAUUUGUUAGAAGAAUUAUUACUGGUCAUAGCUUAACUAUGCUUAACUAUGAAAAGUUCAGUAUUAAAUGAGCUAGAAGUGGAUCAACAAUUAUUAAAGUCCGUGACCGUACCCAUUAACUUAUACAUAGAGUAUGUCGCUUCACUGGCACGACUGGAAUGAACAAAACUUUGGUCAUGAGUCAUGAGCCAUCAUAUUACUUAAUCGUUACUGUAAUACAUAGAAAAUCUCACUCGUUCGUUCUAUUUGUACCAGUUCUACAAUGUGCGCCAUUUUGAUACAUUUUUAGUGCUAGUCAAUAUAUGUAUGUAGGUAUAAUCAAUAAAUAGUUGUUUGAAAUUAAUUUCAGUGUCUUUCUGUAUAUAUUUAAUAUUUCAUGAAU
This is a messenger RNA of Leguminivora glycinivorella, 1729 nucleotides long. RefSeq lists its product as uncharacterized. Lineage: Eukaryota; Metazoa; Arthropoda; Insecta; Lepidoptera; Tortricidae. Bases 221 to 1021 code for a protein of 266 amino acids. The record is from RefSeq and is a predicted model, not a curated record. The transcript has 8 exons.